Molecule: messenger RNA, 2581 nt
Organism: Eucalyptus grandis
Lineage: Eukaryota; Viridiplantae; Streptophyta; Magnoliopsida; Myrtales; Myrtaceae
Exons: 2
Coding region: 790-2244 (484 amino acids)
Biological process (GO): cell-cell adhesion
Source: RefSeq, a predicted model, not a curated record
AACCCGAAUUCAUCUGCCCCCCCCGUCCAUGAUGGGACGGGACGGGACGGAAAAGAUUAUUAAAAUGUGUCCUUGAUGAUGUCCAUUGACUUUUCCGCAUCAUGCGAUUUGACCGCGGACGCUCGGCUGUUCCUGUUCUUUCCUUCCCCUCCUCCUCCUGAUGUUGGCUGUCUUUCUUUUCUUCCUUUUCGCAUGCCUGUUGCGGAUUUGGAGGACGCUUUCCUCGCGAUUCGUCUCUGAUAACGCCUCUCGCUCGGGAGCCAAAAAGAGGCCGACGACCCAUCCCAUCUUUGUAUUUUUUUUUAACGAUUUGAGCGGGAGCUUUGCUCGCGGUCAAUCGAAGGGCGAACCCGAUUUCACCGUCCAUCCCGUGUGAUUAGCGCCACGGGACGAACCGCCCAAAAGAAAAAAUGACAAGGCAGAAAUACGACUGACCAUCUGUCAGGGAAUUGUACUUUUCUUCUCUCCUCCUCGGUGCUGUGCUGUGCUGAGACUUCUGCCGAUCGUAUUCGACCAUUUCUCGUGUUUUUGGGCUGCUGCUGCCUUUCUUGAACCAGUCUUCAGUCCACGCCUCCCUUCUUCCUCUUCUUGGUUCAUUUCCCAUUCCGUCUCUCUCUCCGCCAAGGACCGCGUUUUAUCACGCCACCCCCCACCUUCCUCUCUCGGCGGCGCAGAAGCAAAGAGGGUCUCUCCAGAAUCGGAAGAAUUCGAAGGAGAAACGGAGCACAGAGCAGAGGAGCUGAUUCUGGUCGUCGUCGUCGUCGUCGUCGUCGUCGGGUACGGAAGGAGAUGCAAGCAUGGAUCCCGUUGACAUUGGCCGCGGCGGCGGCGGUUGUCGUCCUGGCGGUCGUCGUCGUCGCCGUCGCCGUCUACGCGUGUCGGCGCCGCGGUUCGAAGGAAAGCGGUAGGGAGCAGCUCGUCACCAGAGCGAUGACCCCCGCGACCGCAAGGGCCAGGACCGCCGAGUCCCUCCACGACGCGAUCGCCAAGCUCCACCAGACGAGCCUGCAACACCAGCUGGACCGAGAAGGCAGGAGGCGGCCGGGGUACUACGCGUUCCGCCGCGGCGCCUCCACGAGGCCGCUCUUCAGCUGGGCCGAUCACCCGGCGCUCGUCACGGACGCGGUGGAGAGCGGGUGGUCGAGGUUCGCCUUCGCGGGCUACAAGUCGUCCCCGUCGACCCGGUCAAUGUUGCUCGGCGCCUGCGCGAUCGCGGGCGAUCACAGGAGCGGAAUCCAGCCGGAGAUAAACUGGGAAGUCUGCCCGGGCUCCGCGGAUUUCAUGCAGAAGAUAAGACUGAAUCCUGGACUGCUGAAGAAGAUAAGUUUGAGCAACAACAAUCCCAUGGCAGCUUCAUCCGUCAUCAAAACUGCCUUGCCCUUGCCGGGCCCUCCAUUGGGCAAUUCCUCUUUCCCUCAGGAAGCCUAUUUCGAGAUCACGGUUUUGUACUCCGGGAGCGAUGUUCGCGAUCCCCGCAAGUCCCAGGAAGGCGAGAGGACUAAACUCAUUCAUGAUAGUUCCAAUUUGAACGCCAACUCGGAGUCAUUGGCCCAUGUCACUAGCCACGGUCACGGAAACAACUACGGGGUCGAAGAAUUGAAGCUCGAUGUUAAGGACGGCGGGAAAAUCGAGCCCGUGGAUGUGUCGCUCGGCCUCACGGCCGGAGGUUCGCUUCCCCUGAAACUUCCCGGAAGCUAUCCGGGUUCCAUCGGGUUCAACUCGAACGGCUCCGUCUUUCUUGACGGAAUCAGACUCGUGUUUGAAUCGGAGAAGGCAGAAUGGGGAAAGACAGAGAAGGUGAUCGGAUGCGGGUUCGACCCCAGGCAAAAGAAGGUCUUCUUCACAGUGGACUCGGAGCUGAUGCACGAGAUCCACUGCAAGACGGAGGAGUAUGGCGCUCCGCUCUAUCCGACGCUCGCGGCGAACAGUGACAUCAUGGUUCUCGUGAACUUUGGACAAGCUGCCUUCAGAUACGGACCUGCGAACACGCAGCGCACGUCGAACCCUUGCUUCAUUGGGCCACUCACGAAUUCCCCUGCAGCAGCUCUGGGUUAUGAAGACAGCAAAGAAUUGUUUUCAAUGGGAAGGAUCGACUCCCAGUGGCUAAACCAGUUCAUGAGCAGAGGCAGCCACAACCAUGGUAAUAACAACAGCAGAGUUCGGGAUUUUGAUGACGAGUCUGAGGCUGAUCUAUUCGAGAUCGCUCUGGAUAGUAGCGGAAGAUCCCCCAACACAGUUUUAUAGCCAUGAGAAACGAUAUGUCACCAUGUCAUAUAUGAAAGUUGGAGAUUUUUUGGCACCACAAGGCUGAUGCACACCGCUUGUGUUAAGAGUAUGAUAGUAUGAAAGGGAUUCGUGUCCUUUCAUCAUAGAAACCAAUAUCGAGGUCGACAGAGAGAUCUCUGCCUUCCGAACGAAAUCGGAAGGCAUUUGGACGGUCUUUCUAUUUGUAGGAUUCAGGAUAGUUUCUGUACAUCUGUAAUAGCAGUUAUUCUUUGAUUUUGAAGGUUAUUUACUUUUGGUGAGACUUCACUUUGUACAUAUCCUAAUGCAAAUGUCCAUACACCUCUUAGUCUUGCUC